Messenger RNA from Candida tropicalis MYA-3404, 1323 nucleotides. RefSeq names its product mannose-6-phosphate isomerase (gene PMI1). Gene Ontology annotation, biological process: carbohydrate metabolic process; GDP-mannose biosynthetic process. Bases 1 to 1323 code for a protein of 440 amino acids. Gene Ontology annotation, molecular function: zinc ion binding; mannose-6-phosphate isomerase activity. NCBI's taxonomy places the organism in Eukaryota, Fungi, Ascomycota, Pichiomycetes, Serinales, Debaryomycetaceae. Gene Ontology annotation, cellular component: cytosol. The transcript has a single exon. The record is from RefSeq and is a predicted model, not a curated record.
AUGGCUACCGAUAAGUUAUUUAGAAUUCAAUGUGGUUAUCAAAACUACGAUUGGGGUAAGAUUGGUUCUACCUCCGCUGUUGCACAAUUUGCUCACAACUCCGAUCCUUCAGUUGUUGUAGAUGAAUCAAAACCAUAUGCUGAAUUAUGGAUGGGUACUCAUCCUUCUGUUCCUUCCAAAGCUAUUGAUUUAGGAAAUGAAACUUUAAGAGAUUUGGUCAAUGCUAAUCCAAAACAAUAUUUGGGUGAUUCAAUCAUUAAAAAAUUUGGUGAUUCUAAAGGUUUACCAUUCUUGUUCAAAGUUUUAUCCAUUGAAAAAGUCUUGAGUAUUCAAGCUCAUCCAGAUAAAGAAUUGGGUGCUAUUUUACAUGCUCAAGAUCCAAAGAAUUACCCAGAUGACAAUCAUAAACCAGAAAUGGCUAUUGCUAUUACAGAAUUUGAAGCUUUCUGUGGAUUCAAGCCUUUAGAUCAAUUGGCUAGAAGUUUGACUAACAUUCCUGAAUUAAACUCAAUUAUCGGUCAAGAAUUGGUUGAUGAGUUUGUAAAUGGUAUUGUUGUUAAUGCUGAACCAGAAACUGAAGAUGACAAGAACAACAAGAAAUUGUUGCAAAAAGUUUUCGGCAAAUUGAUGAAUUCCGAAUGUAGUGAUUUGACUCAAAAGGCUGCUGAUUUGGUUGUUAGAACUGAACAAGAACCAGAACUUUUCAAAGAUAUUGAUCCAAGAUUACCAGCUUUGGUCCACAGAUUAAAUAGUCAAUUCCCUAAUGAUGUUGGUUUAUUCUGUGGUUGUCUUUUAUUGAACCACGUGCAUUUAAACCCUGGUGAAGCUAUCUUUUUACAAGCUAAAGAACCACAUGCUUAUAUUACUGGUGAUAUUAUCGAAUGUAUGGCUGCUUCCGAUAAUGUUGUCAGAGCUGGUUUCACACCAAAAUUCAAAGAUGUUGAAAACUUGGUUGAAAUGUUGACAUAUUCUUCUGUUUCUAUUGAAAAACAAAAAAUGCCAUUGCAAGAUUUCCCAAGAUCUACCGGUACUGCUGUCAAAUCAGUAUUGUAUGAUCCACCAAUUGAAGAAUUUUCAGUUUUGCAAACCAUUUUUGAUAAAACCAAAGGUGGUAAACAAACCAUGGAAGGUGUUCAAGGUCCAUCUAUUAUCAUUGGUACUCAUGGUAAUGGUUCCAUUCAAAUUAAAGGUGAUGAUUCUACUAGACAAAAAUUAGAUACAGGUUAUGUUUUCUUUGUCGCUCCAGAUGUUGCAAUUGAAUUGAUUGGUGAUGAAAACCAAGAACAAGAUUUCACAACAUAUAGAGCUUUUGUUGAAGCAUAA